AUGUCGUCGCAACCGUUAUUACAACGUGCUCCGAACAAGCGCAUCGCCCUGCCUGUGCGAGUGGUAUGUUCUACACCUAUCCUCCACCUGCUUUCCCGCCUCCUGUCGCGCGCCUUGCCGUGGCUGCCGUCGGCUUCAAGAAGCGCCGCCAAUCGACGCCCAAUCAUAAACGUCCGCGGCGCGCCGGAGAGCAUGCGCACGUGCUGGUUGUCCUCGUCGAGGUCGUGGACGCCGCCCGAUUUCCGCUCGUCGCCCGGCUGCCGGCUGGGCCCUGCGGCGUGAUGAACACUGCAGUUGUGGGAUGUGGGGGUGCUGAUCAACGCCAGAUCUCCUUGCCCUCAAUAGGAGCCCAAGGUCUUCUUCGCCAACGAGCGAACGUUCCUCUCAUGGCUCAAGUGAGUCCGCCGUCGCAGCUCCUCGUCGUCGGUGGCCGCUCCGUCAGGGUGGGACCACUAGAACUGAUCCGAUGGUGUUCACCUCUACAGCUUCACCGUCGUUCUCGGUGCGUGACACCCUCGUUCGAUCGAAGAAGCGUCUCCCUACGUAGGGGUUGUGUGCUCACCCACCGCGGGUUUCCAUCCGUCGUCGGACAUCUUUCCCUUCUCCGUCGGUUCGCUUGCAGGGGGUCUCGCCGUCGGCUUGCUCAACUUUGGUGAUCGCGUCGGCAAGAUCGCUGCGGGCAUGUUCACCGUCGUUGGUCAGUCCGUUGUGGGCAUUCUCCGUAAAGAGCUGUGUUGACUGACAUCUUGCGCCUCUCCAAUUCAUGCCCUGCCGUGCUUUACCGACACGGAUGGGAAUUCUCCCCGAGCAGCCAUGUCCAUCAUGAUUUACGCGUAAGUCUCUGCCUGGCGGAUAUGGGAUCUAUCUAACGAGACAUACCGAAUCCAUCUAAAAAUCCCAAUUUAUAGUCUGAUCACAUAUCACUGGCGCGCGAACGCGAUCCGCAAGCGUGGUUCGGGCCCUUACGAUGACCGACUCGGGCCGACCGUCUUGUGCCUCGCGCUUCUAUCCGCCAUCAUCAUCAACUUUAUCCUGCGUGUACGUUCCACUCUGAGCCACCGAACGGGUCUCGCUUCGGAGUUAUUUUGGCCGGGUCUCUAUUGGGGGAAAUGUCAAAAACUGAUUUUUCUCUAUUUCUUUCCCUCUUGUGAUCCUCAUUUCUUCUAUCCCUAGUUCACCGCUUCAUAG
Microbotryum saponariae is the source of this 1188-nucleotide messenger RNA. The record is from the annotation of a GenBank genome assembly. Lineage: Eukaryota; Fungi; Basidiomycota; Microbotryomycetes; Microbotryales; Microbotryaceae.